AUGGUGCGAGUGGCGAUAGAGGCGUUUCUGCGAGGCUCGUCGGUGGUGGUGUGUGCGCCCACCAGCAGUGGCAAGACACUCGUGGGGGAGGCAGCGGCAGCAGCUACAAUGGCGAGGGGAGGGCGCCUCAUCUACACCACGCCGCUCAAAGCGCUCUCCAACCAGAAACUGCGCGACUUCAGGGUGAAGUUUGGGGAGGGCAACGUGGGGCUGCUGACUGGUGACGUGGCAGUGAACCGAGACGCGCCCAUCCUCGUCAUGACCACUGAGAUCCUGCGCAACAUGCUCUACACCAGGUUCUCCCCCCACCCUCCCAAUCCCCCCUUCCCAUCCACCCCCCGCUUCCUCAUCCACCCCCCGCUUCCCUACCUGCAGGUGAUCUACUGCCCCAAGUCCAUCCAGCUCGUGUGCCUCUCUGCCACGGUCGCCAACCCUGAUGAGCUUGCAGACUGGAUUGGCAGGGUGCACGGGCGCACGGAGCUCGUCACCUCACAGCACCGCCCGGUACCGCUCAAGUGGCACUUCUCCACGCGCUUCCGCAUGCUGCCUCUUCUUGACAACCGCGGCCGAGACAUCAACCCCGGGGGAGGGCUAGCUGAGCUGGUGGGGAGGGGGCGACGGGGGGAGGCAAAGAGUCGGGUAGAGGAGCUGUCGGCGCAGCAGGUGCAGCAGCAGUGGCGCCGGCAGGUGCCGCGGGUGAGAGACACGCUGGAGCAGCUGAGAAAGAAGGACAUGCUGCCGGCAAUAUGGUUCAUCUUCAGUCGCCGAGGGUGUGACACGGCUGUGAGCUUUGUGCGGGAUACCAACCUACUAUCGCCCAGUGAACAGGCAGAAGUGGAAGCAGCCAUAGCAGCGCUGAGGCAGCAGCAGCCGGAGGCGGUGAGGGAGGGGUCGGUGGAGGCACUCAAGAAGGGCGUGGCGGCGCACCACGCGGGGUGCCUGCCUCCCUGGAAGGGCUUUGUUGAGGACCUCUUUCAACGCGGGCUGGUUAAGGUGUUAAAGAAGGGAGUUGCGGCGCAUCACGCGGGGUGCCUUCCUCCCUGGAAGGGGUUUGUGGAGGACCUCUUUCAACGGGGACUGGUUAAGUGUUCCCUGUUCUGUCCCCCUCCCCCUUCCACUCACUCCACUCCCCAUCAGGUGGUAUUCGCAACAGAGACCCUGUCAGCAGGCAUCAACAUGCCUGCACGCACCACCAUGCUCUGUGCGCUCUCCUCUGUCCCUCCUUCCCACGCCCACACAGCUUCUCAUCUCAGUGUUCCCUGUUCUGUCCCCCUCCCCCUUCCACUCACUCCACUCCCCAUCAGGUGGUAUUCGCAACAGAGACCCUGUCAGCAGGCAUCAACAUGCCUGCACGCACCACCGUGCUCUCUGCUCUCUCCAAACAUCUGGGCGGUGGCAUCUGUUGUUGCUAUCCGCUAUCCCCUGGUGCCAACUGUUCAUGUUCAUCCAUGUUCGUUCCUGCUCUCUACUCCUCUUUCUCACCACAGGGGCAACGCGGGUCGCAGCCUUCUCUCAGCCAACGCGAUGCUGCAGAUAGGGUGGCGCGCAGGCAGGAGGGGCAAGGACAGGCAGGGCCACGUGGUGGUGAUGCAGACGCCCUUUCAUUCCCCUUCCCUCUUCCCUCUCAUCAUCUUCCUAUUCCACUCUCAUCGCUCUGUGUGCAGGGGCAACGCGGUUCACAGCCACUUAUGGCAUGGCUCUGAACCUGCUGGGGGUGAGUGUGGUUGGAAGUGCACGGAGACACUGAGUGGUAUGGCACGUGGUGGUGGUGCAGACGCCCUUUGA
This is a messenger RNA of Closterium sp. Yama58-4, 1785 nucleotides long. The record is from the annotation of a GenBank genome assembly. Lineage: Eukaryota; Viridiplantae; Streptophyta; Zygnematophyceae; Desmidiales; Closteriaceae.